AAGAAAGAAAGAAAAAAAGGUUAGAGAGAAAAUGAUUUGUUUGGUUAAUUAUAGUAUAAAAAGACUUAACGAUCUGACCCAAUGAAGGCCCAUUAGUUUGAUUCAACAGGGCCCAUUGGUAAGUUUUCUGGAGGUUUUGACCUCCCUUUAUAUAUUUGACAGGAGAGAGCUCUUCUUCUCUCGCCUUUGAACCCGAACGCCUGAAGCUGAAAUCGAGAAAAAAAAUGGAGAUUACGGAGAGGAGGCACGAUGAGAUCAUGGACAAUGUCAAGUCGCAGUAUGUUUCCGAUGAACGCCACUCUCGCGAGCUCAAAGCUGGUCUGCAUCCUCUACGGUACAAGUUUGCGAUUUGGUACACCCGUCGGACACCAGGGGUCAGGAACCAGACAUCUUACGAGGAUAUCAUUAAGAAGAUUGUUGAAUUCAGCACUGUUGAAGGGUUUUGGGCCUGCUACUGUCACCUUGCUCGUUCUUCUCUCUUGCCUAGUCCAACAGAUCUUCAUUUCUUUAAGAAUGGGAUUCGCCCCUUGUGGGAGCUAUAUUCAUUUCAAUCAGGAUGGUGCCAACUGCAAUGGUGGAAAGUGGAUCAUACGUUUCUCCAAAGUUCUAUCUUCUCGUUUCUGGGAGGAUCUGGUCAGUUUGUUCUCCCUUUCAUUCGACAGAACCUUAGCUGUCUAUUUUUCAUACUUAGAGUCGAGUUCUUUUUUUUAUUUUUCAAUCUGGAAGUCAUGUUAGAUACCCUUCCAUUGAUUUGUAUUUUCCUCAGCUUCUUGCGUUGGUAGGGGACCAGCUUGAUGAUGCGGAUAACAUCUGUGGCGCAGUACUGAGUGUCCGCUUCAGUGAGGACAUCAUUAGUGUGUGGAAUCGCAAUGCUUCUGAUCAUCAGGUGAGAUUACUAUUCACAAGGUCUCUAGCUAGCUCGCUCCCUUCUUUUGUUUUGUACUAAUGUACACAUUUGAAAAACUGAGUGUGGCUCUGCUGCCGAUAGUUCAUUGAUAUCCAAAACUAUAGUUUAGGAUCCACAGCUGCUUGAAGUCCGAUAAUACCUGGGUCAACAUCAAAAUCUAGAGUGAGUUACUUGACACACUGGAAAAAAAGAGAAUAAUGGUGUUGCUCUGUUUUUCCAAAAGGU
Messenger RNA from Brassica rapa (field mustard), 1132 nucleotides. RefSeq names its product eukaryotic translation initiation factor NCBP. Gene Ontology annotation, molecular function: RNA 7-methylguanosine cap binding; translation initiation factor activity. Gene Ontology annotation, biological process: translational initiation. Gene Ontology annotation, cellular component: cytoplasm; eukaryotic translation initiation factor 4F complex. The record is from RefSeq and is a predicted model, not a curated record. Lineage: Eukaryota; Viridiplantae; Streptophyta; Magnoliopsida; Brassicales; Brassicaceae.